GCGCCGCUCAGGCGGCCGUUGGGGCCGUUGCCGCCGGCGCGCGUGGCCCUUGGGGCCGUUGCCGCCCGCCCGCGGCCGUUGGCGGGGAGGGAGGCGUGUCGCUUGCGGCCGUGCCGGUGCUGGCAGGCUAAGUAAGGGUGCACGGGGGGGUCUUCGGAUGUGAGGGUUAUAUAUGGUAGCAAUAAAGGCCAAUAAAAUGUUUCUUAAAUUUAAAAAGGGCGGGGUUGUGUUCCCAUAAAUGUUUUAUAAGUGUUUUGAUUUAUUGAUGAGAACAGCAGAAAUUGGCAUCUGCUUUCACUGCUACAACUACUAAUCAGCUGAGUUCCUGGAGCUGCAGAGCAUUUCGGUGCAGAGCAUUUCGGUGUCAGAGCUUGGCCACGUGGGUAAAUACAUGCCAGUGCUUUCAUGGUGUUGCAUGCUGAUACAGUCCUCUGUGUCCCAAGCCUGCCUCUUCUGCAUGUGUGUUGCAGUCAGCUGAAAGGAGUUUUAACUGCAUUAGUUAAUUUACAAAUUGAGAAGUACAUAUUGAAGAAAUACUCAUGUGAUUCCACUGACACAUACAGAUUCCUGCAGGAAUUUGCAAGCGUAUUCAGAUGUAAUCUUUAUUCAGUAAGAAAUAUGGACCAACAGAUCAGCAUGUUUUUCAUCUCUGUCAGCAUCCAAUCUUUGUUGGGGAGAUCGUGAUGAUUCAGCCAUUGGACUAAUCUCAGAUGUGCAUUUGCUAAAGAGAUAGGAUGAAGGUGUAUUUGUUUCUUCAUCUUGGCAACUCACUGCAUACUUGAUGCACACAGUCUUCUAGAUCAGGGAGAUUUCAAACCAAGAACUGCAAGAGUUAUGUAGCUGCAAUGAAUGAAGCAAGCAAACCUGACAAAUAUGAGUUCAUUGCCUAGAUGGCACGUAUGCAUUAUCAUCAAAUUCACUGAAUUUUGAACAUCAUGGACUUGCUGCUUAGUAAGUCUAACGCAUCCAGUGAGUCUGACAUGUCCAGUUUGACACUCGGAGCAUGCGCAUGGAGUCCAGACUGUACUUCUGUGCACUGCAGAACGUAGCGUGUGGAUAAUUGGGCAAGAACAACUUGGCCAUGCCUAGGUCCGCGUAUGUGCACGGACUGUUAUCCAGGAUGUCUUCAAUCUUAAAAUCCCAUGACUGCUGUUCAAGGUCUUAGGCGUGCAAAUUACAGCACAGAGCUUGAUUGCCUGCAUAUGGCUAAAGCUGCAUAGAGGCACAUGUAUGAAAUAAUGUGCAGAGCAAGGCUUUAGAGAUGGGGAAAAUCACUAGACAUGCUGAUGUCCUCAAUAGCUUCUGGACCGUUAUAAUCAAGACAAUAAUACCAAUAGGGUAAUGCCGCAGGUGAGGUGUAACUAGAUGAAAAAGCGUGUGAUGAGAGAUAAAUGGAGAAGAGAAGACAGAAAAAUUGGAAGAAAACUGAAGAAGGGAGGCGGAGAGGAAAAGGUUAAGAGCUAUGGCUUCCUUCAGCAACCUGACUAUUGGUAUUGCUGUUGCCAGUUUUGCUGUAUUUCAGGUCCUGUUCCAUGUUUUAAGUUCUUGGGUAUCAACACGAAUAACUCCUGGUUUUAACAGUCUCAGCCAAAAAAGGAAGAUUGAAUGGAAUUCAAGGGGUGAUCCUUCAAUUGUGAAACUGAAUAUUGCUAUUACCACAGGCUACCUCAUUUCUGAUUUGUUGCUUAUUAUUUAUUACUGGAAGGCUAUUGGUGACAAAUUUUUUGUAAUACAUCACUUGGCAGCUCUGUAUGCUUACUCCUUUGUACUGAGCAAAGGUUUGUUGGCUUAUUUUGGAAACUUCCGUCUGCUUGCAGAGUUCUCCACUCCUUUUGUGAAUCAGCGGUGGUUUUUUGAAGUAUUGGGAUAUCCCAAAUCUUCAAAGGCCAACAUCAUCAAUGGUGUGCUGAUGACAAUUGUGUUCUUCGUGGUGAGAAUUGCAGUCAUGCCUACGUAUUAUAGCAGUGUAAUUUCUACGUUUGGAACAGAGGCUUUCGAGAGGUUAGGGUUUGCAGCCCAGAGCGCCUGGAUUAUCUCAAGCAUUGUUCUGGACGUUAUGAACGUGAUGUGGAUGGUCAAAAUUACAAAAGGAUGUUACAAAGUUAUUUGUCUUAUUGGACAGCAGGAAGCCAAAACCCAUAAAAAUGGGAAAUCUGACUAGAAAUCACAUGCAUAAAAUUAAACUUUUACUAUGAAAAUAGUUUGAGUUCACUGAAACGGUGCACAUUUCUGCUAUGGAAUGCUCCUCUUAAGGAAACAAGGUAUUACCUCUGUACUGAUCUUACUCCUUCCCUAGCCACACUGCCUGCACACCCAGGGUCACGCUUUAAGGAUCUUACCGAAUGAGGAGCAACAGCAUAAGUUCACGCAAAAGAAUUCUAGGUGUGUGUUCUGAGCACUUAGCAAGCUACUGCAGUUAGAAGGGGGCUGACUGCUUACUUGCUUGCUGUCUACCAGUGUGUUCUUAAGUGUUUCACUCAGGUUCUCACAUUAAUGUGUUUUAUAAAUCCAAUGAAUACUGACUCUCCUAAAAAAAAAAAAAAAAAAAAAAAAAAAAUCCUGAUAUGGUGCAAUUUUUCUGGCAUGUUCCUAUGUUUUCUUGUAGGAAUAUUUAGUGUUAACAAUCAAGAUUUCAUUCUUGACAACUUUUUAAUUUUUGCAAGAAAAACAAAAAAUAUAGCUUUGAUUCUAUGAAGUAUUUUACUGCUUUUUGUUCUGUUUGUAUGCAUGCACAUUAUUUGGGGGUUUUACAAAAUAAUUUCAUCUAAAAUGCUGUAUUAUAAGACCACAAAAUAUCUUUAAAAAACUGUUAAAAUUCUCCAAUUUUGAUGGGAAGUAUUAACUUCUACUAUGUUAGCUUACAUACAGUCGUACAUCUACUAAAUCUCCCAUGGAAGUUUUUUCAUAAGUUAGCAUGGUAAAUGAUAUGUGGAAACAGCAUAAUUCUGACUAGAGUGAUUUUUUUUUUUUCUUUUGCUGCUACUACCUUUGAGAAGUAUUGUAGCUCCACUCUGUUUUUUACCAUGGGACAUUUGGGAUUUUAAGCUUAAUUGUAAAGAGGUAAAAUUCUUCUGUACAUGUGCUGUGUAACUUAAUACUUUUUUUAUUUUGUCACAGAAAUGACCCAUUUGCUAUGAAAUACUGAGGUCUGUUUGCCCCAUUUUUCUUGUUAAUCACAUUGGAAAUCUGAGGUGCUGAUUAAAAACAGUCUUGAAUUCAGCAAGGAGUUGAAUUUUGUACACGUUGAAAAAGCUGUGUCAAAAUUCUUUAAAGCUAUCAAGUAAUUCUGUAGAAGACGGUUCAUAUCUAUAGAAAAAAAAUUCUUUUUCAGAACCACAUAUUUGUCAAUAGCUAUAACAAACUUAAAGAUUUGGAGCAUGUCAGAAAGAAAUCUUAAUAUCAAGGAAUGGUCUAGAAUUGAAAUUAUAAUGCAAUUUGAGGAAAUUCUGUGUUUUUUUUAAAUGACUUUGAGAGCUGCAUUUGUAUGCAUAGUUUGGUUUUUGUUUUAAACCAUAUCUGAUUUGAGACUGAUCACCUUCUGUAUUUCUGCGUGCCUUUUUUUUUGUUGUUCUUUGACAUUACUUGUUACAGUAUACCUUCUGAUAAUGUGUGCUAAAGUAUGCAUUUUUCACUUACUGUUUAAGUGUUUAUCCUAAGUUUUGUAGCAGACUGUUUAAACAAUUUAUUUUUAAAUGAAGAGAGCAAAUAUUUGCCGUAUGUGUAGGAUAUUUAGUUUUCCUUUUGUCCUGUUCCCUUUAACAAAGCUGUGUGCAAAUAGCUCUUAUCCCUGCAGACCAGGGUGUCGGUGCACAGGGACUGAGCUUUUGGGCGAGGGAAGCCAAGUUCCCCCCCCUUCUAGGGGUCAGGUGUCUGUGGGAUAGAUACAAGGAGGACUCGGUAGGCUGCAGUGCCUCCUAACCAAGGUAACUGUGACCAGUUUAGUUCCCCCGUUCAAAAUAAUUCAUAGAGUGUUUUUAGGGUUAGCAUAAUACUCAUUUUUACUCUCACCGCCUAACUGGUGGUCCUUUCUUUCCAAUGCGGUUUCCCAAUCCCGCCGCCUUGGAGAUGUCAAGGAUUGUAAAUGCUUCAAUUCUUUUGAUUCUGUGCUUGUUAAUACUUCAAGUGUGCAGACGAAAGAUCUGUUUAUGGUUGGGAAACUUAGCAAUUAUUUUGUUUAGCUGUGGGGUUUUUUUGAAUGAAUGCUGUACCUUAUGUGAUCUAAAAAAUCCAUGCUCUCGGCGAAUUGAUUCCGUGGCCUGCUUUGCUGAAAGAAAGGGGCGCUCUUUUAUAUCAACUUGCAGAACCUGGUGUCCUUUAAGUAGCGAUUUCAAUGCACCUAACAAAAAAUCUAGUCUACGUACAAAGGCGCUACGUUUGUAUGACCUUAUGAUUUAAAGGUGUAGAUGAAAUAUAUCUUGUGUUGUUUUAGUUGCUAGAUCAGGGCAUUAUUUUGUAGUAGCAUGUUGCUGUCUCAAAUCAAUUUCAUAGUUAGUAAAUUCAGACAUCUUGGAGAAUCCACUUGAAAGUAGAAGUCUGCCAUUUUUUUCAGGAAGUAGGAUGAAAAAUUGAUGAUUUGAAGCAAAUCUUAAGAUGACAAGUUAUGAACGCUCUUGUAAAUUCCUCCCUUCUUAGCAUUAAUCUUUAAUACUACUCAAAUCUAAAUUUCAGUAGCUUAAGGUUUUAAGUUUUUUGUUUGUUUGUUUUCAGUGUAGAGCAUUCAUUAAAAUAGUCUGUUUCCUUCAGUUCUAGAUAGAUUUGUGUAUGAUAGGAAAGAAAUAAGACAAGCUAUAAUAAAACUAUGUUAAAACUAGGUUGGAAAAAGAACUACAUAGUGCAAAUUGGGCAACAAUCCAGAAUGGAAUAAGUAUUCUAGAACUUGCAAUAUUUUUGAUUGCUGUACAAAAUUAGUGUAAUUAUCACAAUACUUUGCAAAGCGUUAAGCUUUCAUUUUCUAAUUUGAUAUUUUAAUUAUUACAGUUGUAUCCUAAUGUAUCUACUGUAUGUCAGAAGACAACUUACUGAGGGGAAAAAAAUACUGCUGUAUUGGGCAAGGACUGUAAUAAACAGUCUGCAAAGUUGUUAUGUAAUGAAUACAUUAGUAUAGGGCACUCUCUGCCUGCCAUUAAAAGCUUAUAAUGUAGCAAAUUAGAUAGCACUGGCAACCAUUUUUCAAUUACACUUUAUUCACUUAAAAACUGUGUUGAAAUAUUUAUAAAUUUCAUAUUGCAAGCCCGUCUCUUUGCUUUUUUUAUGCAAAAGAGUAAAAGCAUGAUUAGUGGUCACUGUAAUAAAUGCUAUCUUUAGAAUCUAAUUUUUUUUUUGGUGGCUUAAAACCUCCAUUUUUAUCAAUUGCGUUGUCAAGUGUAAAGCAGAAUCUUGGUGUGUCACCAGGUUCCUUUGUCAUGGACAUAUCAAAUGGAAGGAGCUGAUCUUGUGAAAAUGCUUAAAUAUCUUGUUUUUCUUGUUUUUCUUUUUUUUAAUAUUCUUCAAUACCAGGUGACAUAAAAUUAGCACAGUGAUCAUGGCAGAGUCUAUUUGUACCAGUAAGGCUAUGUGUAGGAAUGUAAUUUUUCUUUUUGUAUGGCUUUACCUUUUAAUGAAAAAAUGAAUAAAUACCACUUUCAGAACUACUGUGGGGAAUGGUAGGUCAGGUUUUGCUUUUAUGAUUCAUUUAUGGAUGCAGUAUUUUGAGAGGGGGAAUAUAUUUCAAAUUACUCAUUGGCUAGAUGAGUGUUACAAUGGAUUUCAGUGAAGUUGAGAACCUUAUGCUAUAGAGAUGCUUAAUGGGUAUCUGUAUACAUACUUAAGUGGUAAGAAUUCCAUAGCUGAAGCCUACUCUACCUUUAUAAAUGCAUUUUAUUCUGAGUGAGCUCAGUACUUUCUUAGCUUAAUUGCCUAAAAAAAAAAAAAAACUAUUGAUUUUUGAAAAAUAUCCCAUGAGCAGGAAAAUGAGACAAGCUGACUUUAUGUAUUAUUAACAAUUCCAAAUUUUGUAUUUAAGUUUAUUGAAAAUCAAAGUAAUUGCAGUGUCUUAAAGAGAAUUACUUCUAUCUAUAUAUUAAAAAUGAAGGCAGAGGAUUACUCAUAAUGCAGAAUUCAUGUUAACCUAAGAGAAAAAACUUACACAAGUGGGCAAACGUGUACAAGCAGGUUUAAAGAGGAGCGGUGGAGGAGACUUCAACACAGUGUAGGAAUCCAGAUUUCUUCCUACUGUUGUAGCUGGGACAACAGUAAAAUAGUAAGUAGCAGAAAGUAUUAGGUAUUUCUAUAUCUCUGUGUCCACUGGCAAAUGAAAUUUGAUUCUUUCUAAAAUUUUUGAGCUGCAUAAAAUGGGUUAUUAGUUGUUAACUGCUGUAUGAAGAGGACUUUUUGUCAUGGACUUGUGUCUGUAUCAGUACAUGUAAAUACAAGCUUUCCAUGAAAGAUCAUUAACAGAGAAGUUUUGUAAAGUUGUUUUGUGAUGCUUCUGCUGAGCCAUUCAGAGGAAAAUGAAGGGCUGCUUGAAAAUUGCCCCAACUUAGGAUCUGUUGCAGUGUUCACUCCUGGCGAAGGGCAUCAAUAAAAUAAAUAGAAAGAAACUAAAAUUUUCAGAUGAAAAGUGUAAAAGAUUUUGAGAUGUAUGGAUACCCCUCUUCAUAUUUUUAAAAGCCUGCUCUACAACUUCAUUAACUGGUACAAGGGACUUCACAAGGAAGGAUUUGUUCCUGGUGGAGCAUGUCUCUUUAUGGAAUAUAUCUGACAGCUGGGAAGAGAACAGCACUUCAUUGCUCAGAUCCUGACACCAGUCAAAUCAAAAUAGUGAUCAGUAUUUACAAACUUUAACAUUCAUCCAACCCCAGGUAAAACCUCUUUGUCGGACAGGCGAAGGAAGGUCUUAUGAUUUUCUGAAAGCAACUUGCAAGGUCUUUUUAUGGGAGAGAAGAUGAAUGAUGGGCUGCUUGGGCUGUUUAGAGCUCUGGGAUUAAUACUUUUAGGUGGUAACACAUGAUAAGGUUUCUUAUCCAUUGCAAAUCUCUACUAGCUACCUCCUUACUCUGACAUUCUUGCUCUGUUUAUAGUAACCAAGCACUUUAUAGCUGAGUAAAGAAUGGAAGGUAGCUACAAAGAACAAACUGGAUUUUUUGGUAUAAGAAAUUUUUGUCAAAAGAUCUUCUCCGAUCAUUUUCAUUGUGUGGUGUCUUGCACUUGGAGGACUUCUGAUCAUAAUAAUGUACAAUAAUUUCUAAUCUAGUUGUAAUGUAAAGGAAAUGUCUUUAAGAGAGUGAAUUAUGAAGAGUUCAGCAUGUCUUGGUAUCAACCAUAUAAUGAUUGUGUGCUAUUUAUAACUUCCUGGUCAUUGAAAUUUAAAAUAUAAAAACAAAUAAAAUAUUCUGUAGUGGAUCUUUAUUUUUAAUCUGUGUGGGAUGUCAAAAAUUGUCUUGUGGACUGGACAUGCUUUUAUCAUCUUACAUUUAUGUAUAUGAGAAUUUGUACCCACAAGGAAGAUAUUGCAUGUAAAUUGUCUUCUAAGAUUUUAAAUCUUGUUAUUUUUUAAACUUUGCUAGGUUUGAAAGCAACAUUUAAUACUAAGCUCUAAUACAGAACGUAACAUUUUUGAAUGCAAUGGGAUAGAUUGUUUUUAUUGUAACCCUAUUCCGGUUUCACAAGACAAAUCCAUCAUAUAAUAGGGGGAAAGGAGGAAAAGGGCUAAUCAUGAGCUCUGGCAUAUAAUUUGCAUGCUUAGUACGCACACAUCCAAAUAUCCUGGAUUUGUUUCUAGUAUGCAUAUAACACUUUUCUUUAAUAUCUACACACACAUAUAUAUAUAUAUGUGUGUAGAAUAAUUUAUUAUUAUUAUAUGUAAAACACUUAACCUGAUAGAAAACCAAAUUGCAAAGCUGAAAAAAAUGAUUUACAAUUUAGAUAAAAGUAAUGGUUCAUGACAUUCUAAAAAUAUUUAUAUAAUCUUCUGGCUAAAACCAAACUUGAUAAAUGUUGUAAAACUAGCCUAUGUGCAGAGUGAGAAUGAAAAUUGUAAAUUCUGCCACACUGACUUCUGGUAAAUCAUGACAAUCUGGUCUGCAGUAAAGUUAAAACUCUAAUACUGUCACAAAAUAUCAGUGUCACAUUACUAAAUUCAGAUGGUAAUGUAGCCUGAGUGUCAUAGCAAUCCUUAUCAUUGCACAAGAACUUAAAAAUGCAAUAUAAUAAUUCUGCAGGUUGGUUAUCAAAGUAAUCAGUUGUAGUAAGGUGAAUGAUUAAAUAUUAUGGGUAUCAAUUUACUCUUUAUUAUAAUUUUCUGAAUGAUUUGUUUGCAUUUCAUUGAUAUUAUAGAGCAUUUCUAUAUUUUGUUUGAACAGUUUAGCAGCUUGCAUAAAGUUGUAUUGCCUGAUUAUUUUUUGAUAUAUGCAAUAAUGUCAAUAAGCAAUAAACUGCAUGUUGUAUGCAAGGUAUUGGUACUUCCUAAUAAAAUAAAAUAACACA
Dromaius novaehollandiae (emu) is the source of this 8463-nucleotide messenger RNA. RefSeq names its product TLC domain containing 4 (gene TLCD4). Gene Ontology annotation, cellular component: membrane; endoplasmic reticulum. Gene Ontology annotation, biological process: lipid homeostasis. Bases 1463 to 2161 code for a protein of 232 amino acids. The record is from RefSeq and is a predicted model, not a curated record. NCBI's taxonomy places the organism in Eukaryota, Metazoa, Chordata, Aves, Casuariiformes, Dromaiidae. The transcript is spliced from 11 exons.